Messenger RNA from Linum tenue, 1149 nucleotides. The record is from the annotation of a GenBank genome assembly. NCBI's taxonomy places the organism in Eukaryota, Viridiplantae, Streptophyta, Magnoliopsida, Malpighiales, Linaceae.
AUGAGGUUCCUCGCCGACCCGGAAACCGACGAGGUCUACACCAAGAUGAGCCUCGUCCCUCUCCCGCCAGACGAGAAGCUCGAUUUCGACGACGAAAUCGGCAGCGCAGUCCAAGAGAAGCCGGCUUCCUUCGCCAAGACCCUCACCCAAUCCGACGCCAACAACGGCGGUGGAUUCUCGGUGCCGCGUUACUGCGCCGAGACGAUUUUCCCCAGGCUGGAUUACGCGGCGGAUCCUCCAGUCCAGACGGUGGUAGCUAAGGACGUCAACGGUGAGGUUUGGAAGUUCAGACACAUCUACAGGGGAACUCCCAGGAGGCAUCUGCUGACUACUGGGUGGAGCACGUUUGUCAAUCAGAAGAAAUUGGUGGCCGGGGACUCAAUCGUGUUUCUCAGGGCGGAGAACGGCGAUCUCUGCGUCAGUAUCCGCCGCGUCAAGCGAGGGAUUGGCGGCGGCAGCGGGCCAGGAUGGUCCUCGUCUUCUUUCCCCCAAUCUGGUUGGGGCAUUAACGCAAACACUUGCGGGGCAACUGGGAUGGCGAACCCGUACAACAAUUUUUUGGUGUUUCUGGAGGAGGAUGAGAGCAAGGCAGCGAGAAAUAAAAGCUGCGGUGGGAAGGGAUCGGCAGCGGCGACGAAAGUGACAGCGGAGGAGGUUUUGGAGGCGGUGAGAUUGGCUGCAAGUGGGCGGCCGUUUGAUGUUUACUAUUACCCCAGAGCUAGUACUCCAGAGUUCUGUGUCACGGCUUCUUCGGCUAGAGCUGCGAUGAGAAUCCAUUGGUGCCCUGGGACGAGGUUUAAGAUGCCCUUUGAGACUGAAGAUUCUUCGAGGAUUAGUUGGUUCAUGGCUACUGUGGCUUCUGUUCAGGUUGCGGAUCUAUUCGCUGGCCGAAUUCGCCAUGGCGCCUUCUCCAGGUUCUUGCCCAAUACUGGUCAUGGAGGCGAGUGGCUCAGGGUCCUUGAGAUUCGGCAUCUCAGAGAGGAGCCGAGUCUGGACGGAGGGCGACGAGGAGGAGGAAGGAUCGGAGGGAGAGCGGGGAAGCGGCGACGGUUGUUCGACGUCGAAGGCGGCGACCGGAGGAGGAGUAGCAGCAGGAGCCUUGGGGCUGAUCGACGGGCAGGCCAAUUUAAUUUUAUUAAUUUUAAAUAA